Molecule: messenger RNA, 4262 nt
Organism: Sphaerodactylus townsendi
Lineage: Eukaryota; Metazoa; Chordata; Lepidosauria; Squamata; Sphaerodactylidae
Gene: RBM28
Product: RNA binding motif protein 28
Exons: 19
Coding region: 51-2699 (882 amino acids)
Molecular function (GO): RNA binding
Source: RefSeq, a predicted model, not a curated record
UGGCGGCGCCCGCGACCACGUUGGUUCCGCAGGGCCUGGUCGGCCGAGCCAUGGCGGCGGCGGCGGCGCGGACGGUGCUGGUGCGCGGCCUGCCCCCCUCGGCCCGCGGGCCGGACCUGGAGCGCGAGUUCUGCCAGGCGGGGCCGGUGCGGAGGGCGGUGGCCGUCACGGAGCCCGGUGGCGAGUCCUGCCGUGGCUUUGGCUUCAUCACCUUUUCCUUGGCCGAGGAUGCUCAGAGGGCCAUCCGAGAGAUCACCACCUUCGCAGGCCGUAAGAUCAGCACGACUCUUGCAAAGCCGAAGGCGAGGCAAAAAGAGAAGAAAAAGAAGAAGAAGAAAGGGGAGGCUGCAGAGGCCGCCCAGGAGGAGGAGAGGCCAAAGAAGCCCCGAGGAGCCCCCAAAAAGGCCCGGCUGAUCAUUCGCAACCUGAGCUUCAAGUGCUCGGAGGAGGACCUGAAGGCAGCUUUUGCUCCGUUCGGCACCGUCCUGGAAGCGUCUAUCCCUAAGAAGCCAGAUGGGAAAAUGCGCGGCUUUGCCUUUGUGCAGUUCAAGAACAUCUUGGAAGCAGGGAAGGCGCUGAAGGGAAUGAACAUGAAAGAGAUUAAAGAGCGCCCCGUGGCCGUGGACUGGGCUGUGUCCAAGGAGAAGUACCAAGCGGUCCAGGCUGCAGCGUCGCCCCCUGGGACGCCCCAUAAAAAAAUCACAGAGGCCGUGCAAGAGGGCAGAGCCAGUGGCAAGGGUGGCAGCAUCAGCGUGGCCGCUGAGGAGGAGGAGGAGGAGGAGGAGGAGGAGGAGGAGGAAAGAGCAGAGCCAGUUGAGUCAGCGAGGCAGGGCAGGUACUUUGAAAGCCGGAUCCCCCCCGGGGAGAGUGAGCAGGAAGAGCUGGCUGGCAGCACAGAGAACUCAGAGGAGGAGGAGGAGGGGCAGCCCGGCCCUGCAGGGAGCUCUGACAGGGAGGCCGACGAGAGCGAAGAGGAGGAGGAGGAGGAAGGCGGAGACACUGAGGAGAAAGGCAGAGGUCGGCUUCGGGGGCUCCCUCCAGGCAGAAAAGUAGCAGCAGCCGUCCUUGAUGUUUCGAAAGGAAGAACCCGUCUUCAUCAGGAAGAGGGAGCUGGGGAGGCUGCUGGAACCGUUCCAGGGGUCCUGAAAUGCGAUGCUUGUGCGUCCAAGUGCUGCACCAGGACAAUGGAACGCACUCAAAAGGUAGCCUUGCACCUCUGCGGGAAUAGCCUUUGCCCAGUUCCUGGACGCAAAGAGCGCCGCCCAGCCAAGUGCCUCCCAGCUGCUGAGGAUGACGAGUAUGAGGAGUCAGCAUCGAGGGGAAGGGGAAACACAGACUCCCACCACUCCGCACUUGGUCCCCAGCGUGGCCAGCAGGACUUGGAUCCCCCUUCCUCUCCACUGCACCCGUUUGUUGCGGACUCAUGCUGCCCUGCUUCUCCUGCUUGCUUGGCAGGGAGGCAGGGCUGCCAUCUCGGGGCUACGCCCGCCUGCCUGGCUGAGACCUGUAGCCCGUCCUGCCAGAUGGAAGCCCAGCAAGGCUACUUGAGGAAGCCAAAGGGCAAGGGGUUAAGAGGGACCCUCUCCCCCUCACCUCAGGCAGCCAUUCAUGCUAUAAGAGAGCUUUACCUUCUGUUUGAGGAGCUGAAGCACCAGAAAUUGAAGGACCAGAACAUCUUCGUCUCCCAAACCCGACUCUGCGUCCACAACCUGCCCAAGAGUGUUGGCCCGAUGCUACCGACUCUUGGAAGUUGGAUUCAAGGAGUGAAGAGCCUCUCUUCCUUAGGAGGGAGCCCCCUCUCCCAUCACCUUCACCACGGGCUGCGGCCUUUUUUUCUCCCCACCUCAGAUCUCAGCACUAGUGAGGAGGCGAAAAUUCGGCCUCUUCCAGAGAGGCCCCCCAGUGACAUCUGCUGGCUUCAAGUAGCGUUGCAGUGCCGGGUGAUGCGGGACCGGAAAGCCGCUGCUGGGCCGGGCCGGGGCCAGUCCCUCGGCUACGCCUUUGUGGAGUUCCAGGAGCACGAACAGGCCCUGGCCGCCCUGCGCCGGGUCAACAACAACCCCCAGAUCUUUGGGGACCAGAAGAGGCCUAUCGUAGAGUUCUCCCUGGAGGAUCGGCGGAAGCUGAGGCUGAAGGAGCAGCGAGCACAACGCAGCUUGCAAAAACUGAGGCAGAAGCAGCCCGCCAAGGGGGCGACGGCAGCCGGCACCUCCCAAGUGGGGGCCCCUGGAGCCCAGGAACAGAAGCAGCCCCCCAAAGACCCAAAGGCCAGGGAGCCCAGGAAGGCCCCCAAGAGGCGUGGGGGUGCUCCGGCCCCACAGGCGGGCCCUGCGGGAGGCGCCACCCCCUGGUCCGGUUUCCAGACUCAGGCGGAGGUGGAGUACGUGGAGCUCCAAGGAGGAAAGAAGCGCCGCAAAGUCCUGGCUCUGCCUUCCCACCGAGGCCCCAAGAUCAGAAAGCGUGAUAAAGGCAAAGUAAAACCGCCCUCGGCCAAGAAGUUGGCAGCUCCCAGCCAUCCACCACGGCAGGAGAAGAUCCUUGGGGCGCCCACGCAGGUGCCCAAGAAGCGGCGGCCGGCACGAGGCAGCCGAGCGGAGGCCCGCUUUGAGCAGCUCGUGGAGCAGUACAAGCGCAGGAUCCUGGGAGCGGCUGGCAGGGGCGCUCUGCCGGUCAAGAGGGGCAAGUGGUUUGAGAGCUGAGCGGCUUGGAAGACGUGGGCGGCUUCCCUCGGGUGCCAUCUUGAACUUCUGGGGGGGGGGGGGAACGGCACUGCAAAGACUGUUGGGCUGGUGCCUGAAGCAAGACGCCUUUGUGCCAAUACAUCUCUCUCUCUCUUGGAGCUGUCCUGGGAGUGCUCUGUGUGGGGUGGGGGGGGGCAGGGAGGGGGAUGCAGGUGCCUCCCAGGGGACUGUCUGUAGCUGAGCCUCGCAGGUGGGGAGUCCUAUACAGGUACCAGGCUCUGUGAGGCUCCCUUGGCGGCAGGGCUGGCCCAGUCUCGACAGCGUCCGUCUGCCUGGUUCCACCCAGCAAGGCCUUUGAGCCCCCCUUGCUUAAGGGAGCAGGAGGAGGCUGGUGCUUUGCUUGGGGGAGGGGGAGGGGGCUUUUUGCCCCCCCUCUUCCUCCUCCUCCUCCUCCUCCUCCACAGGCAGAGGCACAGCAGCCAGGGCCGAAUGGCGGCAUCUUGUCGCCACGUCAGGCCCGGAGGCAGCAUGCCCCCCGGAGUGUGAGGGCCAAAUGGCAGCCAGCGGAAAGGGCCCCGGCUCCCGUGUGGCUCCUCCUCUCCCUCUCCGCGGCCUUGUCCCAGACCCAGGACGGGCGUCCUUGCACGUGGCCUCAGCAGCCAGCCUCUUGCGUCCUCCCACUAGGGCUGGAGCGUGGCCCUCUUGCUCCGGUCCAGAAGCGUGGGCGCUUGUGCUUCAGUGCCAACACCUGGGCUCUCUCUUUUGCUCACCUGCCUGUCACUCACCAGCACAGAGCAGCCGGAGCACCUAGCUUGCCACUGGUUGAUAUUUGGGUGGGUGAGUGGCAGCUGCGGAGCAGCGUGUGGGCAGGAGUUCUCAUUCCAGGGGAUCAAGUGGUGGAGACCGCCCUUGAGGGAGCCCGGCAGCUCUGCCAUCCUUCUCCACCACGGGGUGGAGUGGGGGGCUGCAGGCAGGACAUUCUCCCCACCCACCGCCCAGCUCUGCUGCUCGCCCUCUCCAGACCAGGGUGGCAACAGGGAGCCACACGUGGCGCCUCGCUGUGUGUGCUUUGUCGUUUCCCAGGCUUCUCUGGAUCCACAGCCCAGUCCCCACCCUGCAGCCAAAGCAAAGAUGCCAGCCUCCUGCCCCACAUGUUGAGCCCCGGGGGGUGGGGGGAGGUGCAGCAGCUUUCUGUCCUGGUUUUGCCAGUUGGAUGAAUGGCAUUUUCAUGCCUCCUUCCCUCCCAAAAGCUCAGUGUGAUGUACACGGGGGGCGGGGGGGGGGGUCUCCACCUUUUCACUUCCCACCAACCCCUGAAGGAGGCCAUGCUGAAAUGCACAUCAAGAACCUUCAUGGCUGCCCCGUGGCUGCCCCACUGCAAAAGGGUCCCGUAUCCUAAGCUUCUCCCCAGGGUCCAAAGGCCCACUUCUGGUCUGUAUUCUGUGGAAUUCAAGCUUUCGGUAGAGGCGGGUUGCGUUUGGUCCUUUUAAAAUAUUAUAUUUUUAAACUUUUUAAUCGAUAUAAAUAAGACAGAAAAUAGGAAAUACAAUUUUUUAAAAAUUUCUAAUUAUAUCAGAAGAG